AUGUUCAUGGGUAGCUGGCCUCUUCCACCUCCCCGCCCUCACCUGCUAUUCAUUGCCGAGGAGCUGGCCCGAUCUCACCGCAGUUUGGCUGGCUGGCGUGGUUCCGUCACCGCUGACACGCAAAAAGCAACUCCCGCAAUUGCCAGCAUGGCCGACGACCCGUCUCUGAUCAAUCUCAAAAUCCUCUCCCCGUCAACUGAAGUCGAUGGCGACAUCAACGUCCCCGAUCUUCCAGCCUCAACGACUGUCUCAGAGCUCAAGCUCCGCAUCAGGAAUGAAAUCUCAACUCACCCCGCCGUGGAGCGCAUGCGGCUGAUCUACCGCGGCAGAGUAGUUGCUAACGAGACAGACACGAUGAUUGAUGUGUUUGGCAUGGAGCAGAUUCGCAAUUCCAAGGACCAAAGCCUCCAUCUAGUCCUCCGCGAGCUUCCCACCACCACAUCGCCUGCUCCCCGAUCCUCUACCGCACCGCCGAACCCUUUCCGACCGUUACAGACCCCAGCUUCCCCGCCCGCGAAUCCGCAUACCAACCCAUUCCGAGCCCAGCCCCAGCCUCGACCAAACUCACAGCCUCAGCUGCCGCAUCCCCACCACCUCCACCACCACCAUCAUCACGCCCAUGCUCACGCUCACCCCCAGGGCCCGUUUCCCUUCAACGGCAUUCCCCUGCCUCCCAACAUGAAUGACAUGUUUCAGCAACAGGUCGCGCAGGCUAUGGGUCGUAAUGUACACCAAAAUCCUGCUCAAGAUGCCCAAAACCAGCCGUCACACUCGCCAGGCGGGACCCCAGCCCCAGCAGACGGCACCCAGGCAGCCGCUGGUGGCAUGCCGCCAGCCAUGGGCCCAGGAACGCCUAACUUCGCGCCCAAUACAACCAGAACAAUACGGCACGAAACUAUCGGCCCCAACGGCGAGCGCUGGACCAUGACCAUCAACAACACUAAUCUCACCAUACCAGCCCAGCCGCACCAGCACCCCAUCCUGCCUCGCCCUUUCCCGCAUCCUUCACGCUUUCCCAGCCCCGUUCGACCGCCAGGAUCGUUGGGCAAUUCCAUUGAUAACGAAUUGUCCCAGGUCAGAAUAGGUCUACAGACAGCCCAACAAGAGAUGGAGAAUGUGAGGGUCCUGCUUCAAGCCCCCGGCGGCCACGCUGGAUCACAAGGACUGCCGCCUCCAUGGCGUCAUAAUCUAAUUCGGCAACAUGUGCAGAAUCUCAUGCAGAACCUAGAUCACAUUCAACGUGGUCUCGCAACACUGAUCGCGGACCCCAUUCUAGCCCGUAAUCGGGACGUUCUUUCUCUGCAAAUGUCAAGCAAUGAGCUCCGCUCUCAUGCUGAAGAUUUGAACACAAUGUUGGACCGCCUGCGCGAUGCGGACGUGCCAGCCCAGACCCCGAAUGCCGUUCCAUCGUCAAGUGCUCAACCUUCUUCUUCCCCAGACACAGUCCCACAAGCCGCACCACCUCAAACCCAGCCACAAAGCCAACCCCAAUCCCAGGCCUCUCCUGGUCCAUCGGUCACCGACAUCGGUUCCGAGCUCUUCAUCCUCUCCAGCCCUCAAGGCCCCGUCGGCAUUCUCUUCGACCACCGUGGUACCUACUCCACUGCGCCCAUGGUCUCUACCCUCCCCUUCCAAACAUUCACCCAGCAAUUCUCCGCAAACCGGCAAUUGCUUGCGGGUAUCGGCCAGCAAAUCGCACAAAAUUCGGCGCAGUUACAGAAUCAGCUUGCGGCCGCAAGACCGGUGGGAAAUGAGGGGGGAAAUGCUGCAGACCAAAACCAGCCCGCUGCUCAACACCAAGCCCAGCCUCAGAACCAAGCUCAAAACCAGGCCCAGCCCCAGAAUCCAGCUGAAAACGACCGCUUAGUCGUAAUCGCCGGCCACCUCUGGCUGCUCUUCAAACUCGCGUGCUUCGUCUAUAUCUUCGCUGGCGGCGGUGGGUGGUACCGUCCAGUUAUGUUAGGCAUCGUAUGCGCGCUUGUUUAUCUAGCUCAGGUAGGAGUGUUUGAAGAUCAGUUUGACAGAGUUAGGAGGCAUUUUGAAGCGUUGCUUCCACUGCAGUUGCUUGCGAAUGAGAGGGGCCAGGGGGGAAGGGGUGGUGGGAAUGCACAGGGGCGGGGUGCGCAAGGGGGCGCGGGAGAUGAGGGCGUGGGUGCGGGUGCGGGUGGGAAUCAGAAUCGCGAACACACUCAUACUCCCGAAUCAGUCGCUCAGAGGCUUGUGGAACGCCACAACGAAGAGCGAUUUGCGUGGAUCAGACGGGUUGUAGGGAGUACGGAACGUGCUUUUGCUCUCUUUAUCGCGAGUUUGUGGCCUGGAAUUGGGGAGCGUAUGGUGCAGGCGCAGGAGGAGCGGGUUAGGGCGGAACGGGAGGCAGCAGAACGAGAAGCGGCAGAGAGGGAGAGACAGAGGCUGGAGGCUGAGGCGGAGGAGGAGAGGAGGAAGGUCGAUGAGGAGGAGAGGAUCGGGGAGGGCGAGAAGGGUGAGAAGGUGUCUAAGGACGAUGGGGACAGUGGGAUGGGAAAGGGGAAGGGGAAAGAGAAGCUCGUUAUUGUGAGGCGAAGGGCCUUUUCAAGUCUUUCUCGGCUUCUUCAUCAGGGAGGUUUUUGUUCUGAAGAAUCAGGACUUAAACCUGAGCUUCAUCCAGCCAGGCCAAAAACCACCGAAAUUGCGGAUAGUCUCAGAGGUUAUAUUUACGCUGUUGUUAAAAUAUAUCCUGAGCACUCCAAAGCCGCCAAAAAAGAAAAAAGAAAAAAAGGCCGUAUUGAAAAUCUCGAAGUGUUAUUUCAAGUAUCUGUUGAGAUUUUUGAGGUACCAUUUUCGUCGUUUUUUAGUGGUCGGAUGACUGUUAGAGCUCUAGCUGGGUGCAGGUCUGUUGGAAUAAUGCUAUGUCGAGUGGGUGACUGGCUUCUACUUGCUGGGACAUUAUUGCGUUGCGAUCUUCCUCCCUCGCUUUCCCUCUCUCAUUUCCACUUCUGGGGCGAUGUAAAUCAUUUAAACCUCAAUUCAAAUCUCAAAUCUGGUCUCUUAAUACUGUAUUAUGAUUCUUUGACGACCACAUCGACUUUGAAUCGAGGAGACAAGUUCAAAGUGAUACCGAGCUGUUUAAAUGAGCGAAAACCAAGGCAAGAGCUGAGAGCACGCAAGCGGAGGCGCUGGACCAAGAGCAAGAAUUCAUUCUACAAAGGGUUUCCCUUGUUCGUUCGUUUGAAUGUCUGGGACUGUUUUUCUUCGACAGACUCUCCGUGGUACGCCAUGUACACCCUAUCACACUCUGCUUGUUUGCUCGUUUGCCAUGCAAAAAUACAAUGUCAGGUUGGGUCAAUCGCCGAAAACGCCAAUACCAUGCCGGGUCGGAUUCCAAAUAGAGUCAAUGAGAGGAAGUAUAAUACAUUCGAAGAAGAAGAAAAAGAAUCAUCCUCAUCAUCAUCAUCAUCCUUGGAAGGAAGAAUCAGGAUCAAAAGAAGAAAAGGAGAAGAUGACAAUGCAACCAUCAUCGCAUUUGCAAAGGCGUGUGCAACACCAAAGCCCCACGGGGUCUCGAGGACCCGAGGUGACCUGAAGGGGAUGGCGGCAAGUGAAAUGCUAUGCGAUGCUGCGCAAUGCAACGCAAUGCAAUGCUUGUUGGGGAUUGUACUUGUGGGUGGGUAUGCAACAAAGGCAUAA
Lindgomyces ingoldianus is the source of this 3666-nucleotide messenger RNA. RefSeq lists its product as uncharacterized. Gene Ontology annotation, biological process: endoplasmic reticulum unfolded protein response. Gene Ontology annotation, molecular function: protein binding. The transcript has 14 exons. The record is from RefSeq and is a predicted model, not a curated record. Lineage: Eukaryota; Fungi; Ascomycota; Dothideomycetes; Pleosporales; Lindgomycetaceae. Bases 1 to 3666 code for a protein of 1221 amino acids.